This is a messenger RNA of Argentina anserina (silverweed cinquefoil), 1690 nucleotides long. RefSeq lists its product as uncharacterized. The transcript has 4 exons. The record is from RefSeq and is a predicted model, not a curated record. Lineage: Eukaryota; Viridiplantae; Streptophyta; Magnoliopsida; Rosales; Rosaceae. The coding region runs from base 431 to 1282 and encodes 283 amino acids.
GCAUUGCACCUUCCGCUUAAGAAUCGCUCCGAUCGAUCCCCACCACCACCACCACCCUCAUCAUCAUCAUCAUCAUCAUCACCACUCUCUCUCUCUCUCUCUGAUCAUCAAUCAUACGCUUAUAAGUGUAAUCCCAAUUCUUGUAGCUAUACUAAGGAAGCGUUUAGCUGUAGGUAAUUGGAUAUAGUUUCUAAUUCAAAGCAUUACUGGAGAAACUAAAAGCAACCCAUAAUUGAAAGAAUCCGGAAAAGUCAGCAUCAGGAAAAUUGUUAGCACAGUUGAACUAGUCAAUAGUGUGAAAGCCUGGAAAUUGCUACUAUUUAAUCUGGGAAAUAGUUGGUUUAUUCUAGAGGUGUAGAAGUCAGCUUAUGUGAGAUUGUAAUUCUUUCAGAGAGAUAGGAGCAGUGACUGUUACAAAUAUUGAGCCAAGAUGGGUUCUUUCAAGGGUCAUGCUCUGCCAGGGACGUUGUUUCUUGUAGUUGGGUUGUGGCAUAUAUGGAGCGCGCUGGUCAGAUAUGUAUCGGACCCGAAAUCCUUUCGGGUGCGGGUUUGGAAUCCUGUGCCGGGGUUUGAUGGGAGGAUGAGAAACUUGGAGCUAUAUGUCAUCGCCGUUGGUUCUUUUAUUGAUCUGUGUAUCGAGCUUUUGUAUUCGCCUCAUUUUAAGUACUUUGUUAAUGGAGUUCUGAACCCUGCUCACAUGAACGAUUUCGAGCAUUCGGGGAUGCUUCUUAUGUUCUUUAUCUUCGGCUUAAUUGCUCUGCUCUCACAGGAGACAAGAUUUCUUCUGUUGCCUGAAGGAGCACUUUGUCUGAUUGCUGCCACAGCCUUCUCUGCGGAGUAUCUCCUCUUCUACUUUCACUCAACAACUCACAAAGGUCUCGAGGGGUAUUACCACAUCAUCCUUGUCUUACUGAUUGGGCUCUGUAUAUUAUCAACUGUUACAGGAGCACUCCUGCCAACCAGUUUUCCAGUUGAUUUAUGCAGUGGCAUUGCCUUAACUCUCCAAGGCAUCUGGUUUUAUCAGACUGCAUUCACCCUCUAUGGUCCGAUGAUGCCAGCUGGUUGUCAGUUGAAGGAUGGAAUGAUCUCAUGUCGUUCUGCAGACAAUGAGGUCCGGGGAGAGUUACUCGCAAACUUCCAGUUCUUUUCCAUAGUUCUUGGUGUACUUGUUGCUGUUGUGGUGGCAUAUGGUUUUGUUGCUUCAAGAUUUGGGCAUUCAGAUGUCAAGCGUUUGCAUGCAGUACAGGAUGUAUUGGUUGACGAUCAACUUAGGGGUUACUAGAGCACAUAUGAGAUAAACUAAUAAUAUAUACUGGAGGAAAAGCUGAGAAAUGGUUUUAGGUUGUCAACUGUAGGUGAUCAUCACUUAUAUUUGAAGGAAGCCGGACACGGCGGAAAUUGUGGUAUUUACAGAAAAAAAAUUGUCAAUGAUGUAGAGACCUUAGUUUGAGGUCAUGUUACUUUCUGAUGCUGGAUUUACUAACCCUGUUUAAAUGGGUUUGUGUUCGGUCCGAAGGGAAAAAACAUGAGAAAACCUUAUGUUAUACCCGUUAUAACUGUUGAAAAUGUGAUCUCAUACAAUUUUGUUUGAUCUUUCAGCGAAAUCAUUACUCCUGUGAUACUAUCUUUUUUAUUCAUAAUAUUAUUUUGAGGUCCGGAGGUCUUGGAGCGAGUGAUAGGAAUCAUAGGA